GUACAGAGAGAGAGCAGCUCAUAGAAAGCAAGAAAGAGAGAGAGGGACAAUCUCUGGAAGUAUUCCCUGAUUUCCUGGAUACAGUGCAGUGGAAGAGGAGUGUUUUUGCCUGAGGAGUGUUGUUCAGAUUCCCCUGUUGUCUGUCGUGAGAGUUCCCAGCCCAGACCUGACAGUGGAAUCCUUGGGAAAGCUCUCCUGUGAGGAGGGGAUGAAGCCAGACAGGGAGGAGGGGAAACCUGUGUUGUUGCGGGAGGAGGUGGCCCAGCUCCAGGAGGAGGUGCACCUGCUGAGGCAGAUGAAGGACAUGUUGAAUAAGGACCUGGAGGAGGGCCACGGAGGCUGCUCCGCCGACGUGCUCUCGGCCACCGAGCUCCGCGUGCAGCUGGCCCAGAAGGAGCAGGAGCUAGACCGCGCCAAGGAGGCACUGCAGGCAAUGAAGGCGGACCGGAAGCGUUUGAAGGCGGAGAAAGCAGAUCUGGUCAACCAGAUGCAGCAGCUCUACGCCACGCUGGAGAGCCGAGAGGAACAGCUCCGGGACUUCAUCCGCAACUACGAACAGCACAGAAAAGAGAGUGAGGAUGCGGUGAAGGCGCUGGCUAAGGAAAAGGACCUGUUGGAGAGGGAGAAGUGGGACCUACGGCGGCAGACCAAGGAAUCUACAGAGCACUCCGGUGCCCUGCGCUCCCAACUGGACCUGAAGGAGAACAGGAUCAAGGAGCUGGAGGCCGAGCUGGCCAUGAUAAGUAACAAUGUGACACAGAAAAUGGAAUACUGGGUGUUUGAUCGCCCCGUCAACAGGGAGCCUUCCCCUAGGGUCAUGUCGGCAAAACAGUCCUUAGCGACCCUGACCAAGGACGUGCCCAAGCGCCAGUCUCUAGCCAUGCCCACAGAGGCAGUUGUCAACGGCAACAACCAGGAGUGGGUGAUGCACGCGGACCUGCCCCUCACUGCAGCCAUCCGGCAGAGUCAACAGACCCUCUACCACGUCCACACAGGCCACCCCACAGACAGACAAGUGGCUGCAGUCAGGGUGAGCCCAUGUCACUCCCGCCAGCCCUCCAUCAUCUCAGAUGCCUCGGCCUUGGAGGGCGACCGCUCAUCCACCCCCAGCGACAUCAACUCCCCCCGCCACCGGACACACUCCCUCUGUAAUUCACUAGAGGAUCUGGAGGACCAGAAGCGUAAGAAGAAGAAAGAGAAGAUGGGCCUGGGCUCUCUGUCACGCGUCUUCGCCCGGGGCAAGCAGCGGAAGUCAAUGGACCCGGGUCUGUUUGAUGACUCAGACAGUCUCUCAAGCCCCACUCGCCUCAGUCUCAGCCUUUCGGACGGGGAGGAUCAGCUGGACCGCCUCCAGCAGGUGGAGCUUGCCCGUGGCAUGCCCAUGUCGCUGUGGAGGGCGGGCACCGUGCAGGCCUGGCUGGAGGUCGUCAUGGCGAUGCCCAUGUAUAUUCGCGCCUGCUCAGAGAAUGUGAAGAGUGGAAAGGUGCUGCUAGGCCUGUCAGAUGAGGACCUGGAGCUGGGGUUAGGGGUAACCAGCUCUAUGCACCGCAGGAAGCUCCGGCUGGCCAUCGAGGACUACAGGGACGCCGAGAGCGGCAGGGGGCUGUCCAAGGCUGCAGACAUGGACCACCACUGGGUGGCCAAGGCCUGGCUGAGCGACGUAGGGCUGCCGCAGUACUCUCAGGCCUUCCACACACACCUGGUGGAUGGGCGCAUGCUCAACUCUCUGACGCGCCGGGACCUUGAGAGGUCCCUCAAUGUCACCAAGAAGGCCCACCAGGCCAGCCUGGUGCUGGGCAUCGAGCUGCUGCACACACUCCACUUCGAUAAGGAGGCCCUCCAGGCCAGACGGGCUCAGUGUGAGCAUCAGAACCUGGAUCCCGUGGUAUGGACGUGUCAUCGUGUCGUCAAGUGGGUCCGAGACAUUGACCUUAAGGAGUUUGCUGACAGUCUCCAGAACAGUGGAGUUCAUGGUGCUGUCAUGGUGCUAGACCCCUCCUUCAACCCAGACUCCAUGGCAACGGCAUUGGGUAUCCCCGGCAACAAGCACAUGAUUCGCCGCCACCUCACCGAGGAGAUGAAUGUCCUCAUCAGCUCGGCCAGGUCAAGAGGUCUACAGCAAGACCAUGAUAGGCUGGGGACAAUGAGCACCCCGCCCACGCCUCUACGCCACGCCUCCCCACCCACACCCUUACGGCAUGCCUCCCUGGGCCGGCCCACCAGCUCCGCCAGCCGCCACACACACCCGGACGACGAAGGCUCCCUCAGGAGACGGGCCGUCAAGCCUCCUUUAGGGUUCAGCCCCAAAGCCCACAGUGGGCGGGACUUGAGUUGUCAUAGCAGCUACGGCUCACUGCCGAGAGAGGCUUGUGACGAAGCUCCGCCCAGGACAGAGGGGAGUCCAAUCCACAAACACUCGGGCAUUGAGGUCACCAACGUGUGAGGUCAUCGACAUGUGAUGUCAUCGAUGUGUAAUAUGGUGACAGCUGUGUCUACAGUACGGCACAAGACCCCAGUGCUUUGUGGGAUGCCAGACGAGUGAUGUUUACUGUAUUUUUCGAAUGAUGGAGCCUUUGUUGGUCAUAAUACACUAUUUUGGAGAGAGAAGGAAUAUUUUUUUCAUUUAUAGUCUAAGAACAACUCUUUACAUCUCUCACUGGUAUUUGUCGAAUAAUCUGACCUUUGUGAGGACACACGUCUAUCCCAUGGAAACAAACUUAAACUGAAUAGGCUUUUAUUUUUCUAUUUGCAUUAUGUGCAAAGGUUUUUUAAACAGGAAAUGGCUCAGCGAUUAGUUGGUGUUUUGUAGUUCUUAUUGACGACCGGCCUGUUUCGCAAUGAGAAGAGCUAAUGAGGAAAUAUGGUCAUGUGUUUGUGUACAGGGUACUUUCCUGAUUCAAAGCAAACUAACAAAAUAAAACUAUUCAAGUGAGAUUUAUAACAAAUGUCUUUUUGAUGUAUAAUUCAAUCAUGGUGUUACAGAAACUCUCUCAGAUGCCUUGUGAACUGGGACUAUGGACAUUGUCUAAGAUGAAAACUUAAACUUGAAGUUGUAUUAACAAAGAAAAUACUGAAUGUUUGAUAGUCUUUCAGUUGUUAAUUUACACUGUUGUGUCUAAACUAAAAUUAAACACUCCCUCGUGACAUUUGAUACAUUCAAUAAAACCAUUAACAUGG
Coregonus clupeaformis (lake whitefish) is the source of this 3177-nucleotide messenger RNA. Its product is annotated as kazrin-like. The record is from RefSeq and is a predicted model, not a curated record. Gene Ontology annotation, molecular function: protein binding. The coding region runs from base 209 to 2443 and encodes 744 amino acids. Lineage: Eukaryota; Metazoa; Chordata; Actinopteri; Salmoniformes; Salmonidae. The transcript is spliced from 15 exons.